CACCUUUUUUCAACUUUUCAAUUUUUUUUUUUUCAAAUUGACAGCCGGAAUCAUUGCCCAAUACCGCCUGUCCUCCUUUUUUUCCCCCCCCCCUUCCCAUUCAGACUCGCCAACAACCUCUUAGUCUCGGAAAAUCACUACACUCCAUCCACCUUCAAUGUCGCUGAGAGCAGCAGGGCCUCCGCCGCCGGUUCCGGCUGGAUCGGCUCGUCCUUCCGCGCAGCUGGCAUACGACGCUCCAAUCGAGCCCGAGACGAUCGAGCCCGAGACGAUCGAGCAAGAGGAGGAAGAAGACGAGUUGCCAGGCCAUCGCUACGCAGUGCGCUCGCCCAGCGGCCCAGCGCCACGGCCGGCCCCCAAGCGAGUCAGUGCUGGGUACAGCGCUGCCAAUACGUACCGACGGCCGCAGCACCUCAUUGACGCCGCGACCAAUCCCGCGAAUGCUGCGGCCGACGCUGAUGCUGCUUCUGCUGCUGCUGCUCCUGGCGUGGUGCUCGAGAAUGGCGUCUUCAAGGGCCUCGAGUCGGACGCGGAGCGGUGGAUGCGCGCCGUUGCCCCAAAGACAUUGUAUCUCAACGCCACUGGCCUGUAUGCGCACAAGGCCGCAUCGCCCGACGAGUUGUCGAUUGUGGCGCACGAGUCCCUGUACUUUUUAGACUCGGCGGUCGUGGUCGCGAGCUCCUCCAGCCGUCAGAGCUGGGUCGCCGACGAGCCUGGCACGAUCGAUCCCAACUGGCGAAAGGUCCGGAACGCCGCUGGUCAGGCCGGAUGGGUGCCGAGCACUCAUGUCAGGCGAGUGGACGGCAACGCGGCUCUCGAAAAGGGCUUGCUCGAAGGCUGCGAGUGUGAAUGGUUUCACGAUCAGCUGUCGUCUGCUGCCACCGCAGUCCAGCCACUGAGAUCGCGAGAAGCCGGGAGCUUUUUCGUGUACCGCUCUCCUCGCGACCACUUUAGUUGCCAUUUGGUACUCGUUGAUUCGUUUGGCUCUAUUCAUGAGCUGGUCAUUGAACGAAACAGCAAUGGGCAGUACUUCUUGCAAGGCCCUAACAUUGCCCUGCCGGUGGCGGAUGCUUCAGAGAACAACGCCGAGCGCUACUACUUUGACUCGGUCAUUGACUUUGUUGCGUAUCACCACGAGCAGCGUGGCGCGCUGGCCGUGCCCUUGAAGCACAUCUACUCAAAGUACGAGAGCAAGCUUUCGCGCUACCACUCGGCAUUUGUCUCCCAGGACUGGGAAGUCCCUUCAUCGACCAUUACAUUUGGCAAAGCGCUCGGAGCUGGACAGUUUGGCGAGGUUUGCCUUGGAACUUUCACCGAUCAGAUUGUUGCAGUCAAAACGCACAAGGGUCACAGCAUGCGCUCCUUGUCCGAGUUCUUUGGCGAAGCGUAUCUCAUGUCCAAGCUGGAGCAUCCUAAUUUGCUCGCACUCAUCGGUGUUUGCACGACAGAAUCGCCGUUUGCCAUCAUUGUCGAGUACAUGCCGAUUGGCAGUGUGCAAGACUAUAUUCGCUCCCGCGGACGAGCUUCCUUGCACCACACUGACCUGUUGAACAUUAGCGUUCAGAUUGCAGAUGGAAUGACUUACCUUUCGAGCAUGGGUGUCGUCCACCGCGAUCUUGCUGCUCGCAACAUUCUGCUCGGUGAGAAGAACAAGGUCAAGAUCAGCGACUUUGGUCUUGCCGUUCAGCUGACAAGUGAAGAGUACGUUGCGCCUGACGGCAGCAAGUUCCCGACCAAGUGGACGGCUCCAGAGGCUCUGGCUUACAACGUCUUUUCCGUCAAGUCUGACGUGUGGUCGUACGGAGUUUGUCUCUGGGAGAUUUACUCGUUUGGCCGCACGCCGUACCACCGCACGCCAAACACCGACCUUUUGCAAGAGCUGCAAUCGGGUCUUCGCCUCGAAACGCCCCCAGAGUGCCCAUCAGAGCUGAAUAUUCUCAUGAAUUCUUGCUGGGACAUUGCACCAAACUAUCGCCCCUCUUUCGACGAGAUUCUUACAGUCCUCCAAGCGUUGAUUGUGGUUUGAAGGCGUUGCGUGAUGGUAGAUGGGUUUGAACUAGCACAUUUGUCUCUUAUUUUCGCAAAUUUCUUUUUUUUUCUCUUUUUUUCUUGCUUUUCGAACAAGUUUCUACACACGACACAACAAGCAAA
Messenger RNA from Capsaspora owczarzaki ATCC 30864, 2151 nucleotides. Its product is annotated as src tyrosine kinase 2. Gene Ontology annotation, cellular component: signaling receptor complex. Gene Ontology annotation, molecular function: protein binding; transmembrane receptor protein tyrosine kinase activity; ATP binding. The transcript is spliced from 7 exons. Gene Ontology annotation, biological process: cell surface receptor protein tyrosine kinase signaling pathway; protein phosphorylation; multicellular organism development. The record is from RefSeq and is a predicted model, not a curated record. Bases 158 to 2026 code for a protein of 622 amino acids. NCBI's taxonomy places the organism in Eukaryota, Filasterea, Ministeriida, Capsasporidae.